GUUGCAUGCUUCGUUUGAAGAAAAUAAAGUGCUAGGAAGUGUGUGUAGUGAAAGGCAAACUAAAACCCCAAAAGAAAAAUAUCUGUUGGCAAAAUGCAGAAAACAUUUCAAACAUAUUUGCCAAUUGCGAAAUAGAAUAAAAAAAUUGAAAAAUAAGGAUAUUCUAAAAGAAUUAAAUAAAAACGAGUCAGUUGAUAAGUUAAUGAAAAAAUUGACUCCUACAUUUGCCUUGUUGCUGCAAGCACAGAUAAAAAACAUAAAAAAAAAACCAAAGGAAGGAGAUGGACAACAGAAGAAAAAAUAACAGCACUGAGACUAUAUAAAAGAUCACCAACUUGCUAUAGACUGAUGAGAAGAUUGUUUUGUCUACCAGCUCCAUCUACCUUAAAAUGUCUUUUGAGCAAAUUCUCCCUCGAAGUGGGAGUCAAUAAAUGUAUUUUCUCUGUGUUAAAAAGAACAGCAGAACUUCAAUGUGCAUCUGACAAUGAAUACAUCAUCAUGUUUGAUGAGAUGUCAAUUAAAAAAAAUAUAAAAUAUAAUCAAAAGACAGAUACAAUAGAAGGAUUCCAAGACCAUGGACUUCAAGGCAGAUCACCAAAAUUAGCAACACAUGCUCUAGUGUUCAUGUUAGCUGGCAUUAGAAAAAAGAUUAAGCAGCCUGUGGCUUACUACUUAUCCAGCGAGUAUGUAACAGCAGACCGUCUAGCAGUCUUGAUAAAAGAGAUAAUACGUGAAUGUCGUGAGGCGGGUCUUAGCAUAGCGGCAACGGUUUGCGACAUGGAUGGAGUAAAUCGACGAGCUUUGUCCAUCUUGGGUGCCACUAGUGAAAAACCCUCCAUUACUAUUGAUGAUAUAGAGAUUAUCAGUAUGUAUGACCCGCCUCAUCUUCUUAAGUGUUUCAGAAAUCUAUUUCUGAAAUACGAUAUCCAGUGCACUACACAAAUUACAUCAAACAACAAAAGUGGAAUAGGUGUUGCAAAAUGGAGCCACAUAAAAACUUUUUAUGAUCUGGACAAUCAGAACCCCAAUUUUGUAUUUGCUCCGGGCUUAAAAUUAGAACACCUCAAUCCAAACAGCAAGCAAAAAAUGAAGGUUAAAUUGGCGGCACAAAUCUUAAGCCAUACGGUUGCUGCUGGGAUGUUGGCGAAAAUUUCAGAAGGAGUACUGACUUCAGAAGCAGCUGUAACUGCAGGUGUUAUUUCAAAAAUGGACAAGCUAUUUGAUUCUGUUAACAGCGACUCCUCAGAUUUGCGCCGCGGGAAAAUAUAUGCGACUAAUUUAAAAGAAACCACACCACAUCUCCAGUUAUUUAAGGAAAUGAAAUUAUUUUUUAAUACUUUAAAAUUCUUAGGCUGCACACGCACACCGCCUUCAAAAGAAGGAUGGGUGUGGACUCUGAAUGCAGUCGAACUUUUAUGGAAUAAACUCCGAACUAAACAUUCAAAUGUUCAAAGCCUUGCCACCCGCAGACUACAGCAGGACCCAUUAGAAAACCUGUUUGGCUGCAUUCGGGGUAAUUGUGGUGCUAAUUACAAUCCCACUGCUGGACAAUUUGUUGCAGCCUUAAAAACUUCUAUGUUAAGCAACCUAGCUCACCUAAGCACUGGAAACUGCGAAAGCGAUUACUGCGAAAGUAUAAUUGAUAAUUAUAAAGAGAUAUUGACCAAGUCCACAAACAUAUGCACAAAUGAUACAAUUUUACAGAAUUUUUCAUAUUCCUCAGAUUUCUCUGAGGAACUUGAAAAUGUAUGUACUGCUGAACCAUCAACUGGUGAAGCUCAGGCAUGUGCAUAUGUUAGUGGAUUUUUAGUUAAAAGACUUGAUUGUACCUGCACAAACUGUCAUAAUAUUUUAAUUUCUAAGGAAAAAGGGUCAGUUGAACAUUUAUUUAUUCAAUUUAAAGAAUACUCCGAAAAGCAGAGCUUGAAUUAUCCCCAUAAAAAUAUAAUAAAUUAUGUGGAAUCCUGUGCUUUGGUGGCAAACAGAAUGUUUGAAGAUAUAGGACACGAAAAGCAAGUACUUAAAAGAGUAAAAGAAAAAAUUAUAGAAUCAGUUGAUCAUGAGUUUUUAAAGGCUUGUCCAGCACAUUGGGAAAAAAAUCUCAAUUAUUUUAUUCACAAUGUAUCAUAUAUUUGUAUAAAGAGGCACUGUAUAUUAAAAAAUCGUCAGUUCUCAGAAGAAGCUUCGAAAGCUUCUUUAAAGAGAAAAAUGGAUGUUUUAAAACACAAAUGAAAUUAAAAAAUAAAGAAAAUUAUUAUAA
Molecule: messenger RNA, 2260 nt
Organism: Colias croceus (clouded yellow)
Lineage: Eukaryota; Metazoa; Arthropoda; Insecta; Lepidoptera; Pieridae
Exons: 4
Coding region: 349-2232 (627 amino acids)
Source: RefSeq, a predicted model, not a curated record